CCAUCACCACCUCCUCCCCCAGUGAAGACGUCAAGUCAGCUCUAGCACAAAGCCAUGGCCCUCGCCCUCGCAACAACCCCACUCGUGCCCCUCGCCCUGCCCCCGAUCUCCGCCUCCCAGUCCUCGCUGCUGCUCCUGCCGCGCCGCCCGUCUCCCGUCCCCAUCUCCCUGCCCCUCCGGUCCCGCCUCCUCGUGGCCGUCGCGGCGAAGGAACCCGAGCUCGGCGGCGGCGGAUCGGAGGGCGGUGGUAGUGCAGGAGGGAGCGGCGGCGGAGGCGGUGGUAGUGAUCCGCGAGGAGGAGGACAGGAGGGGGAAGGGGAAGAGGAGGGGAAGGAGAUGGGUGAGGGGCUCUCCAUGUCGCAGAAGCUCACACUCGCCUACGCCGCGCUCGUCGGAGCUGGUGGUGUAAUGGGAUACAUGAAGAGUGGAAGCCAGAAGUCCUUGGCUGCAGGAGGCCUAUCAGCCCUGAUCCUGUUCUUUGUCCACACUCAACUCCCAGUGAGACCCAUCUUCGCAUCAUCGAUCGGUUUAGGUAUAUCGGCUGCGCUACUGUCAGUGAUGGGAUCUCGCUUCAAGAAGUCUAGGAAGAUAUUCCCAGCGGGUGUUGUGUCUCUUGUAUCCCUGGUCAUGGUCGGAGGCUACUUCCAUGGGAUUCUGCGUAGCUCACAUGCGUGAUAGAAUCAGCGGCGCGUCACCAUAUGCGCUUCCUACUUGAGCUUAUGUACCAUCUUUCUGUUUCAUGCACUUUGGCAUCAUUUUGGUGUUUUUAGAGUCUGAAGGAGCUGUUCGCCUUCACCUUCUUUCUUAUUGGACGUUUUAGCAUACUCGUUCUCAAGUUUAGUUCAUGCUAUUUUCUGUGACUCUGGGUAAAAGCAUGUGAGCUAAUAUCGAUGGAGAAUAUGCAUUUGGGAAAA
This is a messenger RNA of Phragmites australis (common reed), 914 nucleotides long. Its product is annotated as protein FATTY ACID EXPORT 7-like. Gene Ontology annotation, cellular component: membrane. The record is from RefSeq and is a predicted model, not a curated record. The transcript has 3 exons. Bases 55 to 675 code for a protein of 206 amino acids. Lineage: Eukaryota; Viridiplantae; Streptophyta; Magnoliopsida; Poales; Poaceae.